This is a messenger RNA of Alosa alosa (allis shad), 1926 nucleotides long. RefSeq names its product Rho guanine nucleotide exchange factor (GEF) 3 (gene arhgef3). Gene Ontology annotation, molecular function: guanyl-nucleotide exchange factor activity. The record is from RefSeq and is a predicted model, not a curated record. The coding region runs from base 172 to 1737 and encodes 521 amino acids. Lineage: Eukaryota; Metazoa; Chordata; Actinopteri; Clupeiformes; Clupeidae. The transcript has 10 exons. Gene Ontology annotation, biological process: intracellular signal transduction; positive regulation of Rho protein signal transduction.
GCGUCUGGCUGGCGAGCGAAGGUACGCGGGACACACGGAAUGCAUUGUCAGGCGUAGACUAGACCGGAGGUCCGAAACUCCGCAGAGCUGGCGGGCACAGUGACUGGCAGGUUAGCUUGCGGUUGUCCUUCAACAAUUGCUUCUACCAUAUCCACCGACGACGGAAACGGCAUGGUGGCCAAGGAUUACCCGUUUUACCUCGUUCUGAACAGAGCCAACUGCUCUAUAGAGGUGCAAACCUUGAGCAGCAGCCCAGCCAAAGAAGUUGAGGAGCCCAGCAACAAGCGCAUAAAGCCACUCUCACGUGUCACCUCAUUGGCCAGCCUCAUCCCUCCGGUCAAAGCUGCUCCCCUCAAACGCAUUGGACAGACUUUGCAGCGGUCCAUCAGUUUCCGCAGUGACAGUCGGCCGGAGACUGUGCCCCCCCGACCAUGGAGUCGCCAAGCCCCUCCAGCAGUCACCAAAAGGCGCGACAGCAAGCUAUGGAGCGAAACCUUUGACGUACGUCUGGACCAGAUGCUCUCAUCCAGAGAGAUCAAGCGGCAGGAGGCCAUCUUUGAGCUGUCUCAGGGGGAACAAGACCUGAUUGAGGAUCUUAAACUUGCCAAGAAGGCAUACCAUGACCCCAUGCUAAAGCUGUCCAUCAUGACAGAACAUGAACUGAACCAGAUCUUUGGUACACUGGAUUCUCUCAUUCCUCUCCACGAAGAUCUGCUCAGUCGCUUGAGGGAAGUCCGCAAGUCUGAUGGAUCUACAGAGCAUGUGGGACACAUCCUUGUUGACUGGCUGCCAUGUCUAGACUCAUACAACAUGUACUGCAGUAACCAGGUGGCUGCAAAAGCACUGCUGGACCAUAAGAAGCAGGAUCACCGCGUGCAUGACUUUCUGCAGCGCUGUUUAGAGUCUCCCUUUAGCCGCAAACUGGACCUGUGGAAUUUUCUGGACAUCCCACGCAGCCGCCUUGUCAAAUAUCCCCUCCUGCUGAAGGAGAUCCUCAAACACACCCCCAACGACCACCCUGACCGCCAGCACCUAGAGGAAGCAAUGAACAUGAUCCAGAAUAUUGUAGCAGAGAUCAAUGGACAGACAGGGGAGUCAGAAUGCCGCUAUUACAAAGAACGUCUUCUUUACCUGGAGGACAGUCAAAGAGACCUGCUGAUUGACAGCUCCCGCAUCCUAACCUGCCAUGGUGACCUGAAGAACAACAAAGGAGUUAAACUGCAUGUGUUCCUGUUCCAAGACGUGUUGGUGAUCACACGUGCCAUCACCCAGAGUGAGCAGCUGUGGUACCAGCUGUACCGCCAGCCCAUCCCUGUGCGUGUGCUGGAGUACGAGGACCUGCAGGACGGAGAGAUACGCCUGGGUGGCUCCAUCAGGGGGGCCUUCAGCAAUAACGACAGGACAAAGAACUUCUUCCGAGUGUCAUACCGCUGUGGGGGCCAGCUGCAGUCCCACUGCUUUCAGGCCAGUGAUGCCUUUAACAAGCAGCAGUGGCUCAAUUGCAUCCGGCAGGCCAAAAGUGCAGCUUCCAUGGCUGCCGGAGACUUAAACCCCUUUUCCCAGCUGUCAACUGCCCCCUUGAGGUCCUCAGAGCCUGUGUCAUCGCCCCCCCACCCAGAGCCAAUGGAAGGCCUGGAGCAGAACGACACUGAACACUCCCAUUGUAGCAUGGACAUCAGUGAGGGCUUGUGCGCCCCCAAAGAACACACAGAGUCGGCAGGGGAUUCUGAAGUGUGAUCAGCAGUUAGCGAUGGAUUAUACAGACUGUGAUAGGAUGUGAAGGUGGGAUUAAAACUUCACCAUUUAUGUAUAAGUAAGUAUAAGUAUAUAUACUCUUUUGAUCCCGUGAGGGAAAUUUGGUCUCUGCAUUUAUCCCAAUCUGUGAAUUAGUGAAACACACUCAGCACACAGUGAACACACAGUGAG